Exophiala aquamarina CBS 119918 is the source of this 1344-nucleotide messenger RNA. RefSeq lists its product as uncharacterized. Gene Ontology annotation, biological process: protein phosphorylation. Lineage: Eukaryota; Fungi; Ascomycota; Eurotiomycetes; Chaetothyriales; Herpotrichiellaceae. The transcript has a single exon. The coding region runs from base 1 to 1344 and encodes 447 amino acids. Gene Ontology annotation, molecular function: ATP binding; protein kinase activity. The record is from RefSeq and is a predicted model, not a curated record.
AUGAGUCAGCAGAAUAUCUUCGAGGACACACUGCACAUUCUGGGCCAGAAAUUGAGUAUUGCAACUACGAGAGCCAAAGGAGAACGGAAAACGAAGGAGCAUACCUGGGCAAAAUUGAAGUAUGCAUUGUGGGCUAAAAGAAGUAUUGAUAGUGCAAUUGCAGAUCUGGAGUCCUGGCAGCGAGUCUUCUGUCCCACUUGGUACACGGUGAUAGUGUUGCCUUCGGUGUCCAACAUCGACACCAUACUCAAAGAUCAAGAGCGUACCAAUGUUGUUGCACAACGCACAAAGAGACUUCGGGAUCUGGGGCUGGGUCGCACAGACAAAGGCGCCAGUGUGUUCCUCCCGUCGGACAAACUCGACUCGGCCCGCCGAGUCACAAUCACAUAUACAUCGAUUGAGACAGUCCUCGCAAUGCUUUCUCAAGGGCCCCCGACCCCUUUGAUACUUGAUACAGUAACCUGUGAAAGGAAUGCGGACCAAGAGCAAGUGAAGAAAGAUGUCCGCGACCUGGCACAGAAGCUCAAGAAUUGCGAUCCAGGUAGCUUUGGGCUGCUCCAGUGCUCCGGCGUUGUGAGCACGCCUAAGCCAGCGGCUCCUGCCAGCAAGUCUUAUGCUUUCGUUUACAAAUACCCGCCCGCUUUGGGAAAUCCAAAAUCACUUCGUGACCUACUGAUCAAAGGGGACCAGAAUGGCUCACUCAGGAAUCGCAUCAAGAUAGCGAAGCAGAUUGCGAGUGCUCUGAGCUAUGUCCACGCCUUUGGAUUUGUCCAUAAGAACCUUCGACCAGAGACAGUCUUGGUCUUUGGUAGUGCAGGUGUGGAGAUUGAGUCUGCUUUUCUCGUUGGCUUCGAACGCUUCAGACUAGCAGAGGGAAAGACAUUGAGAUCUAGUGACGCAGAUAGGCGCAAGAAUCUAUACCGGCAUCCCCAGCGACAAGAUAUCAACCCAGAAAAAGAUUACACCAUGCAGCAUGACAUUUACAGCCUGGGAGUCUGCUUGCUAGAGAUUGGUCUUUGGGAAACUUUUGUUGAAUAUGAUAUUCAGGGGCACAACGCCUCUGCUUGUGAUGCCAGUAUCUCGAUAUCCCGAAUUGUAUUAGAUGGAGUCAAAGACACAUCGAAAAUGAAGGACACUCUUGUUGACCUUGCUAAAACACGGCUCCCUUGCAAGGUCGGAGACAAAUAUACCGGCGUUGUGGUAAACUGCUUGACUUGUUUGGACGAGACCAAUAUUGAUUUUGGGAAUCCUGAGGACUUCCAGGAUGCGGAUGGAGUAGUUGUAGGUGUGCAAUACAUUGAAAAGGUAAGUCUGCAGAUCCACCUCGUACAACGCAAGAUUUAA